Molecule: messenger RNA, 201 nt
Organism: Ostertagia ostertagi
Lineage: Eukaryota; Metazoa; Nematoda; Chromadorea; Rhabditida; Trichostrongylidae
Source: the annotation of a GenBank genome assembly
CAACACAUUAACUUUGUGUAUUUCAGCUUGGCCAACACUUACUUGACGUGUUUCGAAGACCAAUUCAAGGAGGCCUGUGGUCUAAACUCCCGCGACACGCAAUUCUGGGGUUGCGAAUACGCGCGCGUCAAUGUUUUCACUCGUUUCCCUCAGACUGAUGUGGACUGUGUCUUACCCUACGCAGGCGGCAUGAUCGGAUGA